AUGGAACAUCGGCGGUCACCUUCUCGAGUAGCCAUCGUUGCAAGCGCCGUACCCCACGAGACACGAAGCAACGUGACCGUGCUGCGUCACACGCAGCCUUCUCUGUGCUCCUCGCUUCACCAGACCGUUCGAGAUGGCAAGAGCAUUCGAGCUUGGAGCUUGGUUUCCACGGUGGCUGCCCCGGAACUCUCCUUCGAAGAUCUGGCCACCGUCCCAGCCGCCCUGCCGCCUCCCCCUCGAGAGACCGUUCGUGGGAGAAGGAGCGCCGUCGCCCAUGACGAUGAAUUCCGCUUCGACUACGGCUACGCUUUUUGCCUGCACCGGCAGAAUGCCUUCACGAAGUCGGGCUUUCCUGUCAUCUGCGACGGGGUGAUCUGCCGGGGCAAAACGGAGGUCUACUCUAGGAAGACUCCGCCAUUCAUUUGGUCGCGGGACAGGAGCAGAGGAGGGGCUCUCAUCUGCCCUGGCAAACCGGGCAGUCGCUCGCAUCUCUACUGCUUGAGAUGUGCCAAGACCCAGUAUGAAGCGGGCAACACGUUGGUGGAUCAAUCGGACGGAACGCCCGUAAGCUGGGAAGGGCUCUUCACCAAAUGCACGGUCUUUCCAGACGCGGAAGUCGUUCGACAAAGCAGUACCGAUGCGCUGCAAACCGAACGGGAGGUGCCGGAAGGGUCUGAGGCGGGGUUUGACUUUUGGGUGCAACAUCGGGGCUUCCUCUGCUGGCGUUGCUCGGGGCGAGGGCUCCAGGUAGCGAAGCGGACUUCAGGCGCAAAGCGGCCUCUCAUUUUGGAGGGAGCCAACUCCAGUGCUGGGGUGAAGCGGGCAUGGGGGACGGUCCUUGCUUCUGCCAUAAAGGCACCGGAAAAGCCAAAGGUGGAUAGACUACUGGAGCGGCUUCAGCAAGGCGUCCUGCUGCCUACGGCAAUCACGACGGGCCUCUUUGUGCUGCCCAGCACGACAAAAGACGGAGAUCCUCUAGAGAUUGCCAUCGAUCGCAAGGGGGCCCUCAUCAACCUGCCGAGGCUCGUGGCUAUCGACCAUACCGGUUCCUUUAGGUGCCAGUGCGGCGCAAAGACGUGCAAAGAGCAGGGACUCUCCUUUCUCGCAGAGGUUCAGGAACCGGCGAGCUGGUGGGGGCCGCUUCUGGACGGGCCCGGGGCUUAUGUGGGGCCGUACCUGAACGAACGGGUCGUUGGGCGGGCUUUCGAGGUGACGGCCGGCGAAAGGGCUGGAAGGAUUCCGUUGUCGGGGGGGCAGCUGGGAGCGAGGCUUCUCGGUGCCGAUGCAGCGGCUUGGCGGGGGCCCUGCCUCAGAACGGUCGUCGCCGUGACGGAAACAGGGCCCGCGAUCUGCAUUCUCAGGGAGGAAUCCGGGGCUUGGGUGUGCGACGCCUGCGGAAGGGAUCAAAUGUGCGGUCAUGUGCGCGCUGCAGCCCAGUUGAUUGGCAACGGCUUGGAGGAGCAGAAGCCAACGAUUCUGGAAGCGCAUGUUAAACCGGAGGCGUUUGAGGAGCUUCAUAGUUGCCGGAGGGAGCGUGUCUCUCAACGGGUCUCUCAACUCAAGAGUGGCGUGUCAAACGAUCAGGGGCUGUUCUGCGCGCCGAGGCCGGUCUCUCGAUUGGCGCCAUGCGGGAGGCCGUGGGUCCUCGACAGCCGGCAGGGGACCGUCACGACGGCCGAAGGGAGCCAUUCGGUUGUCGUGCACAGACGAGUGUGCCAGAGCGCCGCAAGAGUGGCCUCGUGCUGCUCGCUGUCAUACGACGGCCUCGAGCACGGGAUCUUCAACUUCUCAGGAGCGAACCUAAUCUCGCACAAGCUCCUGCUGGCCAACCACUUUGCCAACGCUCUCGGCGUCACGCACCAGGUUAGCUUUGAGGGGCUCCGGAUGGCCUCGGCGUCCAUCGACGGUCCCGGAGCCUCCUUCAGGUUGGACGUGUUAGAAUUCGGUUAG
This is a messenger RNA of Klebsormidium nitens, 1950 nucleotides long. The record is from the annotation of a GenBank genome assembly. Lineage: Eukaryota; Viridiplantae; Streptophyta; Klebsormidiophyceae; Klebsormidiales; Klebsormidiaceae.